AUGAUGCGCUUCGCAUGUUCGCAACUUACGGUCGAACGUUUGGAUCCUUUGGUCAACCCUGGAGUUGUCGGAAGCCCGCAUACGCACCAGAUUGUUGGAGGAAACAGCUUCCAGCCCGAAAUGAAGCCUGGAGAAUAUGACAUGGUAGAAAAAAGCACUUGUACUACGUGCACAUUCAGCGAAGAUUUCAGCAACUAUUGGACCGCGGCAUUAUAUUUUCGCGCACAGAACGGCACAUACAAACGUGUUCAGCAGUUCCCGAACGGUGGACUAAACCAGAGAGGUGGUAUGACAGUAUACUAUAUACCCCCCUAUGAUGGCGUCAGUAAUGUGACUGCCUUCAAGCCUGGUUUUCGCAUGCUCGCCGGCAACCCGCUCCUUCGCAACACCACCGGUGAAUCCCGAGGUAUCUGCCAUCGUUGCAUCUAUAAAAAUGCGCAACCCUUUGGCGGUGCCCCGUGCACAGAAGAAGAUACGACCUUUCUUCCCACCCGAAUGUGCGAAGGCGGUAUCCGCACACAAGUCACGUUUCCUACAUGCUGGGACGGCGUAAAUCUUGAUAGCCCCGACCACCAGAGCCAUGUUGCAUACGCGGAGAUCCCCUACGAACCGUAUGUUGCACCCUUGGCAACGCAUCCAUAUACGCCCGAGCAGCAGAGGGGAAAAUGCCCAGAGGGAUUUCCGAUUAUGCUGCCACAGGUCAUGUAUGAGGUCAUGUUCGAUACAACGCCAUUCAACCAGAAAGAGCUAUGGGGCAACGAGGGAACACAGCCUUUUGUGUUCAGUAUGGGUGAUGCGUAA
Alternaria arborescens is the source of this 801-nucleotide messenger RNA. RefSeq lists its product as hypothetical. The record is from RefSeq and is a predicted model, not a curated record. Lineage: Eukaryota; Fungi; Ascomycota; Dothideomycetes; Pleosporales; Pleosporaceae. The transcript is spliced from 3 exons. The coding region runs from base 1 to 801 and encodes 266 amino acids.